This is a messenger RNA of Ascochyta rabiei, 798 nucleotides long. RefSeq lists its product as uncharacterized. The coding region runs from base 1 to 798 and encodes 265 amino acids. The record is from RefSeq and is a predicted model, not a curated record. The transcript has a single exon. Gene Ontology annotation, molecular function: oxidoreductase activity. Lineage: Eukaryota; Fungi; Ascomycota; Dothideomycetes; Pleosporales; Didymellaceae.
AUGUCUGAUCAGAAGAAGUACUCGAACAAGCUCCAGGGUUUGCGCAUCCUCAUCAUUGGUGGAUCCUCUGGCAUAGGCUUCUGCACCGCCGAAGCCUGUCUCGAGUACGGCGCCCUGGUCACAAUAGCCUCAUCAAACUCAUCCAGAGUAGAGGCCGCUGUCUCUAAACUACAAUCUGCCUAUCCUUCAGCCAAAUCCGGUGUCUACGGUCUCACUGUCGAUCUCUCCAAGUCGGACACACUCGAGUCCGAGCUGAAGACCCUGUUUGAUCAGACUGUUAAGAACAUGGGCGGCGAGAAAUUGGACCAUGUUAUAUUCACCGCCGGCGAUGCACUUGCAACAAUGAAGCUCGCAGACAUGACCAUGGAAAGCAUUCUCAAAGCCGGCCAGAUCCGGUUUUUCGCACCUCUCCUAGCCGCCAAGUUUGUUCCUCAAUACGUCAAGAACUCCCACGAGAGUAGCUACACCAUCACCACCGGUAGCAUCAGCGAGCGCCCGAUGCCGGACUGGAGCGUCAUCGGUUCGUUUGCGGGUGGUCACCACUCCAUGGUCAGAAACUUGGCGCUGGACAUGAAGCCGAUCAGGGUCAACGGUGUGAGUCCUGGUGUUGUGGAUACAGAGCUUUGGAAGAUGCCCAAGGAAGAGAAAGAGAAACUCAUGGAGCAGAUGAGCAAGAAAAUGGCGACAGGGACUCCGGGAAAGCCAGAGUACGUGGCCGAGAGCUUUUUGAGUUGUAUGCGAGACUACAAUAUGGAUGGGGCCAUGAUCAGGACAGAUGGCGGUGGACUGUUCAUGUAA